Molecule: messenger RNA, 3889 nt
Organism: Megalops cyprinoides (Indo-Pacific tarpon)
Lineage: Eukaryota; Metazoa; Chordata; Actinopteri; Elopiformes; Megalopidae
Product: protocadherin gamma-C5-like
Exons: 4
Coding region: 373-3216 (947 amino acids)
Biological process (GO): homophilic cell-cell adhesion
Cellular component (GO): plasma membrane
Molecular function (GO): calcium ion binding
Source: RefSeq, a predicted model, not a curated record
CAAGUUACAAAAAACUAAUGAGUGCAGAUUUUCGCUAAUCCUCUGCCGUCCUAUUUGCCGCGCUAGCAGAAAGGUGUGCGAGGCCAUUUUUGCGUGUGCAGUUCAGUGUUUGAACCCUGAGUGCCGCUGUUUAUCACGAGCGGGAUAUUCUGUAGACACGCAGCGAAGGACCGCCCAUAUCAGUGUGCUGGCUGAGGCAGAGAAGCACAGCUCAUAAUCAUCCACAGCGAAUGAAUUACAGCACGAAACUGUAUCCCAACGUCCCGUUUAUCUGAAUAAUCAACAGAUUAUAAUUCCAUAGGAAACGUCACAGAAGAAAAUUAGAUUUGUAUCUCUUAGGUUUACACGUUGGACAUUUAAUUUAAUGGGUCUAUGGUAAAUCUGUCUUGUGGACGCGAAAUCGCCAUGGAAGCGAAUAGCAAAGUCCUGAAAACGUCAUUGUUCCUGUUUUUGUCUUUGUUUCUGAGUGGGUCGGCAUCGGGGCAAGUUCGGUAUUCCAUUCCGGAGGAAAUGGCGGUGGGCUCCUUUGUGGGGAAUAUAGCGAAAGAUCUGGGAUUGCGUCCUGAGCGACUGGCUUCAGGAAGAGCCCGGAUAUUCAGCGCGGACAGCAGUGAGUACGUAGUGCUGGACAGGGAGAAAGCGCAUCUGAUUGUAAAGGAGAGAAUAGACAGAGAGCGGCUCUGCGGAGAGGCGUCUGUCUGCAGCUUCAGCUUUGAGGUGAUUCUUGAAAACCCCAUGGAGCUCUAUCGUAUUACUGUAGUAAUACUAGACAUUAACGACAAUAGCCCUGUUUUUCCUAAAAGUGAAAUUAAACUAGAAAUAAGCGAAUUAGCCACACCGGGGGCGCGCUUCUCUCUGGAAAGCGCCAUAGACCCUGAUGUUGGCAUGAACAGUCUCCAGAGCUAUUCUCUCCACCCGACCGAUCACUUCAUUUUAAAGAGCCACAGUCGAUCAGGGAGCAAUAAGAACGUAGAAAUGGUCCUCCAGGCACCUUUAGACAGAGAAAAGCAAGAGCACCAGUAUUUAACGUUAACCGCCGUUGAUGGGGGUAAUCCUCAGCGGUCUGGUACAGUAAAAAUCCUGGUUGUGGUCCUCGAUGCUAACGACAAUGCUCCAGUAUUUAGCCAAGCGCUAUACAGAGCAUCUGUGCCGGAAAAUGCGAAUGAGGGAACACUGGUAACAACGGUAAGUGCAACAGACGCGGACGGCGAAUCAAAUGGCUUUAUUCAGUACGACUUUGAACAUGCUACACCGGCUAUUAAAGAGCUGUUCGCCAUAGACGCAUCCACUGGCGAAAUCAGAGUAACCGGCAAAUUAGAUUUCGAGCAAGCGAAACUGUACGAGGUUAAAAUACAGGCUAAAGACCAGGGAGGGUUAACCGAUUUGGCGGAAGUAAUUAUCGAUGUCCUUGACGUUAACGAUAAUGCUCCAAAGAUAACGCUCAUGUCGUUUGCUGGUGCGCUGCCAGAAGAUGCAGCUCCUGGAACCGUCGUAGCUUUGAUUAAUGUUCAAGACCUCGAUUCUGAGGAGAACAGUAGAGUCAAGUGUACAGCCGAUCGCAGCCUCCCGUUCAGAAUGGAAUCAUCAUUAACCAAUUAUUACAGUCUCGUGACUGACUCCACCUUGGACAGAGAAGACAUAUCGGAAUAUAUCAUUACAAUCACGGCGGUCGAUGGCGGCGUUCCUCCACGCUCCAGCGCGCAAACAUUAACGGUAAAGAUCACAGACGUUAACGACCACGCGCCCGAGUUUCAACAGGAAACAUACAAUGUUUAUGUGAUGGAAAAUAACUCACCAUCCUUAUCUAUUUAUUCAGUGAAAGCAACGGACGCAGACUGGGGACCUAAUGCGCGUAUAUCUUAUUUUAUUGACGAGGGAGAUUUGAAGGGAUCUCCGCUGAGUUCUUACAUAUCAGUAAACUCGGACACAGGAGUCCUUUAUGCAUCGAAAGCGUUUGAUUAUGAACAGGUCAAAUCAUUUACACUGAACAUAAAAGCUCAAGACGGCGGCUCCCCGCCCUUGAUUAGCAAUGCAACAGUAAACAUCUUUAUCCAAGACCAGAACGACAACGCGCCUCAGAUUCUCUACCCAGUACAAACUGGUGUCUCUCAGGUGGCUGAAAUGGUGCCUCGUUCAGCAGAUGUCGGCUAUCUGGUCACUAAAGUGGUGGCUGUUGAUGUGGACUCUGGACAGAAUGCCUGGCUCUCAUAUAAACUGCUGAAAGCGACAGACAGGGCGCUGUUUGAAGUGGGCUCACAGAACGGAGAAAUAAGAACUAUACGGCAGGUGACUGAUAAAGAUGCUGUGAAACAAAGACUUACUGUUGUAGUGGAGGACAACGGGCAGCCCUCUCGCUCAGCUACAGUCAAUGUUAACGUGGCGGUGGCGGACAGCUUCCCGGAAGUGCUCUCGGAAUUCAGCGACUUUGCUCCCGACAAGGAUUACAACGACAACCUGACUUUUUAUUUAGUCUUGGCCCUGGCUGUAGUUUCCUUCCUCUUCAUUUCAUCUCUAGUAGUUAUAAUAUCAGUAAAAAUCUACAGGUGGAGGCAAUCCCGCAUCUUCUAUCAGUCCAAUCUCCCAGUUAUUCCGUAUUACCCGCCCCGUUACGCAGACUCUACAGGUACGGGAACUCUACAGCACGUGUAUAAUUACGAGGUGUGCAGGACCACUGACUCCAGGAAGAGUGAUAUGAAGUAUCUCAGACCCAUCAGUCAGAGCGUCAUUAGUCUGGACGCCAGUGGAACGCAGACACUGCCGCACGUGCAGGAGAAAGGGACCAAUGAGGAUUCAGAUGAUCAGCAAAAACCCCCCAACACCGACUGGCGCUUCUCCCAGAACCAGAGACCUGGAACCAGCGGGGCGGCCCCCCCCCCUGAGGCGGCCAUAGGAACGGGACCCUGGCCCAACCCCCCCACCGAGGCAGAACAGCUCCAAGCCCUGAUGGCCGCUGCCAACGAGGUGAGUGAGGCCACGGCGACGCUGGGCCCUGGCACCAUGGGUCUGAGCACACGCUACAGCCCCCAGUUCACCCUGCAGCAUGUGCCUGACUACCGGCAGAACGUCUACAUCCCGGGCAGCACCGCCACACUGACGGCCAAUCAGCAGCAGGCCGCGCAGCCCGCCCUCCCCCAGCCCCCCCCGCAGGCCGAAGCCCCCAAAGCCGCCCAGACCCCCGCCAGCAAGAAGAAGUCUGCCAAGAAGGACAAGAAGUAGGCGCUCUAGCCACACCCACAGAGGUGACCACGCCUCUCCCCCCUUACCCCAGCUGCUUUGCUUUCAUUUGCUUCUAAAUCUGACCUUUGCAAAGUGGUGAUGUAGUGAGAAUUUGUGUGUUUUUUUCAAUUCUUGCUUCAUAUUUUCCUCUAACAUGUUUUUAAACCUGUGUUAAUGUGGUGGGUAUAUAUUGCUGAAUAGAAUGCAAACUUAGAUAGUUCUGAUUCUUAAGUUUUCAGUCUGGGGACAGGGGUUGAUGAAAUAGCUGUUUUUGAAUCUGGAUGGAUUCAGUUCAAAAGAUGUAACUGAAGAGCGCUUUAAGGCAGGGCUCUGCCCUAUAACAUAGUAUUAGAAUGAAUAUUAAUCAUUUUACUUAAUGUGUCAUGUUGACUUUUUUGUUUAUUCAGAAAUGCAAAAGACACUUGUGGUCACAAGGAUAACACUUGUUCUCAGUUCAUUUUCUUAGAAAAACAGCAGCUUUGAUAAUCUUUGCAGUAGCUCUUAGAUGCAGGUAAUUUGCAUGAUCCGUCCUUAAACUAGACUUCAAACCACCGAGGUGAUACUAUGCAUCCCAGUCUGUAGAUCUGCCCACUGGUGGAUGGGAUCCCUACAAUCUCACAAGUUCAUCCCUGGCUGAAAUGCUGGGUAUGUCCUAUAGCAGUGUUUCUCAAAC